UCUCCACUUUCCCCAGAAGAAAAUUAUGUAUAAGCAAAUGAAUCAUAUUUAUCAUCGCCGACUCUCUCACGCACCCAACACUUACGUGCAAACCACGUCCCAAUCAUCACUCACACCUUGUGGGACCCAUGUCAUUCUGAAGCACACCUCCCUCAUUCGUGCUUCAGACUACCCGCCAUUGAAUUCAGAAAAAAAUUGCCCUAGUCAUCUGCAAACUCCUCUCUCCUUUUUCCCUAUCUAUAUCCAGCAUCAUGAACCACCGUUUCCGAUUCCGAUCACCUCCUUCGAUCUCCCUCCGAUUAUCUUCCAAUUGGCGGAGCUGCUGCUGUAUUCUCUGUAAAAUCGUCGUCCUCUAUCCGAUCUGCCACUCGCGAUUUUCUAAUUCGUAAGGGUUAAUAUGGAACCUAUGGACAUUGUUGGUAAAAAUAAGGAGGAUGCUUCGCUUCCCAAAGCAACUAUGACAAAAAUUAUUAAGGAGAUGUUGCCCCCAGAUGUCCGUGUUGCUCGAGAUACUCAGGAUCUUUUGAUUGAAUGUUGUGUAGAGUUCAUUAAUCUUAUCUCAUCAGAAUCAAAUGAAGUUUGUAAUAGAGAAGAGAGACGAACAAUUGCACCAGAACAUGUACUCAAGGCUUUGGAGGUUCUUGGCUUUGGGGAAUAUAUUGAAGAAGUUUAUGCUGCAUAUGAACAACACAGGCUAGAGACCAUGGACACGGUUAGAUCAGGGAGGUGCAGCAAUGGCGCUGCAAUGACUGAAGAAGAAGCACUAGCUGAGCAACAGAGGAUGUUUGCUGAGGCACGUGCAAGGAUGAAUGGCAGUGCUACAGUUCCCGCAAAACAGCCUGAUUCAGAAGAAGCACUAGCUGAGCAACAGAGAAUGUUUGCUGAGGCACAUGCAGGGAUGAACAGCGGUGUUACAGUUCCCUCGAAACAGCCUGAUUCAGAGGCGGACCAAAACUUGACUAGUUAAUUUUAGGACUUCUUUGUUUGUUCUGUAGGCAAGCACCUUUGACUCAUUUCUAUAAGUGGUUUCUCUUAUCUUUAUGUACAAAAAGCUCCUGUCCCGAGUGCUAGUUAUGUGAACUCUCCUUCAAUUUGUACUUGUCUCCAUAUAUUGUGUGUAAUUAAUGAGCAGAAUGAUCUACAUUCUUCAAGUG
Messenger RNA from Nicotiana tabacum (common tobacco), 1154 nucleotides. Its product is annotated as protein Dr1 homolog. Gene Ontology annotation, molecular function: protein heterodimerization activity. NCBI's taxonomy places the organism in Eukaryota, Viridiplantae, Streptophyta, Magnoliopsida, Solanales, Solanaceae. The record is from RefSeq and is a predicted model, not a curated record.